Messenger RNA from Purpureocillium lilacinum, 927 nucleotides. RefSeq lists its product as uncharacterized. The record is from RefSeq and is a predicted model, not a curated record. Gene Ontology annotation, cellular component: cytoplasm. Lineage: Eukaryota; Fungi; Ascomycota; Sordariomycetes; Hypocreales; Ophiocordycipitaceae. Gene Ontology annotation, biological process: inositol catabolic process. Gene Ontology annotation, molecular function: iron ion binding; inositol oxygenase activity.
AUGGCCCCUUCAGCAAUUGUGGAGAUCAGCGAGGCCAACCAGAUCGGCCAGGACCUCGAGCACAUGUCGGACGCCAUCGACGAUGUCAACUGCAUGAAGUACGACGCGGCGUCCAAGUUCGACUCCGCCAAGGACAAGACGCAGUUCCGCCAGUACGAAGACGCCUGCGAUCGAGUCAAGAACUUUUACCGCGAGCAGCACGAGAAGCAGACCGUCGCUUACAACCUUGCCGCGCGCAACCGCUUCUAUAAUGCCUCGCGCAAGCGCCCGGAGAUGACCAUCUGGCAGGCCAUGGAGAAGCUCAACACGCUCGUCGACGAGUCGGACCCGGACACGUCACUGUCGCAGAUCGAACACCUGCUCCAGUCGGCCGAGGCCAUCCGCCGCGACGGCAAGCCCCGAUGGAUGCAGAUCACGGGCUUGAUCCACGACCUCGGCAAGCUGAUGCUCUUCUUCCCCGAGCUCGAGACCCAAGGCCAGUGGGAUGUGGUGGGUGACACCUUUCCCGUCGGCUGUGCCUUCGACAAGCGCAUCAUCCUGCCCGAGACGUUUGCCAAGAACCCGGAUGUCAAGGAUCCCGUCUACAGCACCAAGCUCGGUAUCUACACUCCCGGGUGCGGCCUCGACAACGUGAUGCUGAGCUGGGGCCACGACGAGUACCUGUACCAUGUCGUCAAGGACCAGUCGACGCUGCCCGACGAGGCGCUGGCCAUGAUCCGCUAUCACUCCUUCUACCCCUGGCACCGCGAGGGCGCCUACCGGGAGCUCAUGUGCAGCAAGGACUACGACAUGCUCAAGGCCGUGCAGGCGUUCAACCCAUACGACCUGUACAGCAAGAGCGACGGUGUUCCGUCGGCGGAGGAGCUCAAGCCGUACUACAUGGAGCUCAUUGACGAAUUUUUUCCGCAGAAGGUGAUUAAGUGGUGA